CUAAACGUGAACCAAAAGCUGAUCUCCCGGUAAGGCAACUCUCGUACGACAGACGAACUGACACCACUUCCUUCUUUUCCUCCUACCUCCAUGUCAAUGUCUGACCUCAAUCCAAGGACCACACAUUACGAGUUUUUCGGUCCGCCUGGCGCGCUCUUUGUCACUCUCACCGUUCCUAUCACCACCUAUGCUCUCUACUUUGGCUGCGCCGAAGAAACAGGGGGCUGCCCACCAACGUUGGCUGCUAUCCCUGAUCGCGUAAUUCUCGCUGUAUCAAGUCUAGAUUGGUGGAAAGGUCUCUGGGAUACCGAGGCUGCCUGCAUCUACCUCGCCUGGUACGCGUUUUGUGUCGUCGCAUGGGCCAUACUGCCGGGCGAUCAGAUCGAAGGGGUCACUUUACGCACCGGAGAGAAAAAAAAAUACAAAAUCAAUGCCUUUUCCACUUGCCUAUUGGCACUUGGUAUUGCGGUCGGCAUUAUACGCAAGAACGGCCCUGAAGCAUUCACCUUUUUCUACGAUAAAUGGGUCGGCUUCGUCACGGCAUCUCUCCUGAUGUCUUUAAUUCAAGGCCUCUACGUAUAUGCCAUGUCAUUCCGCCAAGGCAAGCUUUUGGCGUUGGGCGGAAACUCGGACAAUUUUAUUUACGACUUCUUCAUUGGCCGCGAACUCAACCCUUCCAUUGGCUCGCUUGACAUCAAAUCAUUCAAUGAGCUCCGCCCCGGACUUAUACUAUGGACUUUGAUUGACAUUAGCAUGGUAUGCGAACAAGCUGUUCGGAGGGGAGGCUUUGGUAACGUCACAGAUUCUAUGUGGCUUGUCCUUCUUUUCCAAGGCUGGUACGUUGUCGACGGUCUGUAUAAUGAGCCCGCCAUUUUCACGACUAUGGAUAUCACUACCGACGGUUUUGGUUUCAUGCUCUCCGUCGGGGACCUUGCGUGGGUUCCAUUCACGUACUCCCUUCAAGCAAGAUAUCUAGCGUUCAAGCCUUUUGAACUUGGCCCUAUCUUGACCGCCGUAGUUUUCCUGGUGAACGCUACCGGCUACUACAUCUUCCGAGCGGCCAACGGCGAGAAGAAUGACUUCCGCAACGGAAAAAACCCGAAAAAUCUCAAAUAUUUUACCACUUCCUCCGGUUCUAAAUUACUGACUUCCGGAUGGUGGGGUCGCUCCCGGCAUCCCAACUAUUUUGGUGAUCUUCUCAUGGCUUUGGCCUGGUCGCUGCCUACAGGGUUCGACACACCUAUCACAUACUUCUAUGUUUCGUAUUUUCUGGUCUUGUUGAUCCACCGCCAACUCCGGGAUGAUGAUAAGUGCAAGAAAAAAUACGGAGAAGACUGGGAAAAGUAUAAGAAAAUGGUUCCCUACCGCAUCAUACCGUAUAUUUACUGAGCAUACGAUUUGGCUGAGAAAUGUUUAACUUGUUUUGAUUAGCAUUGAAUAAUGUAUGAAUACGCCUCUUGAUCAACAUUUGAUGGAGAACGGGGACUAGCUUGUCGCGAAUCGGAGGCUGCCAGUAGACUGAGAAGUAGGUCAUCCGGCUAAAUUUCAUUUGGG
This is a messenger RNA of Guyanagaster necrorhizus, 1554 nucleotides long. RefSeq names its product ERG4/ERG24 ergosterol biosynthesis protein. Gene Ontology annotation, biological process: ergosterol biosynthetic process. Gene Ontology annotation, cellular component: endoplasmic reticulum membrane. The transcript has 7 exons. Gene Ontology annotation, molecular function: Delta14-sterol reductase activity. The coding region runs from base 91 to 1389 and encodes 432 amino acids. Lineage: Eukaryota; Fungi; Basidiomycota; Agaricomycetes; Agaricales; Physalacriaceae. The record is from RefSeq and is a predicted model, not a curated record.